AUGUCAUCAUCGUCAUCCGAUGGAGUCGAAGAAAGAUUGGACGAAAUUUUCGACGAAAUCUUCGAAGAUACAUACGAGGACAUAGUGGAGGCCCAGACCAGUAAGCACAAGAAACGGGCUUAUAUAGAACGAAACCGUGAAGCAGGACACGACCGUUUAUGGAAUGACUACUUUAGCGAAGAUCCCACAUUCUCGGCACAUUUUUUCAGGCGCCGUUUCCGCAUGAAUAAGGAUUUAUUCUUGCGUAUUGUCCACCGCCUCUCGGAGAACAUUCCAUUCUUUCAACAAAAAAGAGAUGCAACCGGGAGGUCUGGUCUUUCUCCAUUACAAAAAUGUACGGCAGCUAUUCGUCUCCUUGCUUAUGGUUGUGCGGCUGACACGAGUUCAUUAGCGGAGAUAGAUAACGAGGGGGUGGAGAUUAAGAUGAUGGUGGCAGCGGCGGAGGUUAUGGUGAUGGUGGCUGAGACAGCUUCAUUGGCGGAGGUAGAGAACGAGGAGACAGAGAUGAUGGUGAUGGUGGUGGUUGUGACAGAUUUGUUUACGGGGUAA
Messenger RNA from Brassica rapa (field mustard), 549 nucleotides. RefSeq lists its product as uncharacterized. NCBI's taxonomy places the organism in Eukaryota, Viridiplantae, Streptophyta, Magnoliopsida, Brassicales, Brassicaceae. The record is from RefSeq and is a predicted model, not a curated record.